AUGGUCUUCAUUCCUACACUCCUACUUAUGCCACCUCAUCAAUCAAGUCGAGCUCGCUGGCCUGUGACUCCUUCUGCUACACCUAUGCUUACGUCUACUGGCGCUCGGGCGACGGCGCGUGCCGAUGCUCUAACAGCCCCACACCGAUCCAAAGCAUGGUCGGUUCAACCAACCUCGGGGGUUCCUGCCCGUCGGGCCAGUUCAAUGAAGAUCUUUUCACCUUAUGGCAUGUUUCUACAGUGUCUCUCGGCCACCAAUGGCAUUGUCAACCCCUACGUCCAGCAGGAUGUGCCGACCGUCGCGGCAUGCUGGGACCUGUGCGCCUCGCGCCCCGGGCCGCCAGGAUACGCUUCCUACAAAGCCUCCAACGGUAAACUUGAGUGCCAGUGCUUCAGCUCCUUUACGGGCGGUAUGACCAACUGUGGCUCGGGUUCCACAUACGUGUGGCAGUACGGCCCCAACACGGUCGUAUCUAAUAUCCCCCGCCGCCGCCAGCUCGCAGCCCAGCAACAGGCCGCCAUGAUUGCCGAGCAGCACCCGUACUGUCCGCCAGGCCUGUCUGCGUGCCGCGUAAACGGACUGGGCUCCAAUUCGGGAUUUGAAUGCAUCAACCCUCAAACCGAGGUCGAGUCAUGCGGCGGCUGCCUGUAUGGGACUAUGAAGGAUGUGAACAAUGCCACUGGAGUCGACUGCACCGCCCUCGAUGGUACCGCGAAAACAGGGGUGACUUGCAUCCGUGGAGAGUGUCAUGCGUGGCUGUGCAAGAGGGGGUACAAGCUUGUAGACGGCGUCUGCGUUCCUAAGUGA
Molecule: messenger RNA, 807 nt
Organism: Apiotrichum porosum
Lineage: Eukaryota; Fungi; Basidiomycota; Tremellomycetes; Trichosporonales; Trichosporonaceae
Exons: 5
Coding region: 1-807 (268 amino acids)
Source: RefSeq, a predicted model, not a curated record